This is a messenger RNA of Malassezia globosa CBS 7966, 1695 nucleotides long. RefSeq lists its product as uncharacterized. The record is from RefSeq and is a predicted model, not a curated record. Gene Ontology annotation, cellular component: endoplasmic reticulum; membrane. NCBI's taxonomy places the organism in Eukaryota, Fungi, Basidiomycota, Malasseziomycetes, Malasseziales, Malasseziaceae. The transcript has a single exon. The coding region runs from base 1 to 1695 and encodes 564 amino acids. Gene Ontology annotation, biological process: ergosterol biosynthetic process. Gene Ontology annotation, molecular function: flavin adenine dinucleotide binding; squalene monooxygenase activity.
AUGGUACAUGAAGAUGCACAAGCGCGCGAGAGUGCACAUGCAAAUAAUCACGUCGACAAUCGCUCCGGAUACGACGUGAUUCUAGUCGGGGCAGGCAUCGUAGGAUCUGCGUUGGCCACGUCGUUAGCACGCGCAGGACGACGUGUCCUCGUGCUUGAGCGUGACAUGAGUGAGCCAGACCGCAUUGUAGGGGAGCUUCUACAGCCUGGAGGCGUUCGUGCACUACAACUGCUUGGGUUGGAAGACGCGCUUGACGGUAUCGAUGCGGUUCCUGCUGAGGGCUAUGAUAUUUUUCUGAGUCCCCGCGAACAUGUCAAGAUACAGUAUCCACAUAUGGCCGAGUUGCCCACCCGAUACGGACGCAGUGAGCCGCUGGGCCCAGACAUGCAUUAUGCGGGUCGUUCAUUUCAUCAUGGUCGUUUUAUUAUGGCACUACGCUCCCGCAUGCAAGCGCAGCCCAAUGUGUCGGUUGUUGAAGCAGCUGUUACCUCCCUUGUGCAUGACCCACGAGACCGUCGUGUGGUAGGUGUACGUACGGCGACGUCCGACGUAUAUCAUGCUCCAGUUACUAUUGUAGCAGACGGAAUCUUUUCAAAGUUCCGUAAAGAGUACGGCGGCGCUUACAAGCCGGAGAUUCGCUCACACUUUGUCGGGAUUGAGUUACCACCCGAGUCUGUACUGACGCCAAAACAUGGCCAUGUUAUUUUGAACCAAAAGGCUGCGAAGAGAGUGGCUCCCGGGAAAAGUGUAGGGCCCGCACUCGUUUAUCAAAUCGGUUCCGACGCCACGCGCUUGCUCGUGGAUGUACCGGGACCUGUGCUGCCGUCUGUGUCGAAUGGCGAUUUGCAACGCUACUUGAGUGAAGUUGUCGUGCCAUGUCUUCCUGAAAAAAUUGGCGUGGCAUUGACCAAGAGACUUGCAGACCAUACACGUCUGCGGACCAUGUCGAACAGUUUUUUGCCGCCCAGCAUGCAAGGUAUGCUGCAGCAUCAGCGCGGCCUGAUUCUAGUGGGCGAUGCGAUGAACAUGCGGCAUCCCUUGACGGGUGGCGGCAUGACAGUGGCGUUUUGGGACUGUGUAUACUUAACACACAUCCUCGGCUCCGGUGCAUGGUCGCCCCUAGACGGCUUUGACAACACAUUCCCAGUGCCAGCUUCUGCGCGUGAUCUCUCAGAUUGGACCAGUUUGAAACCACUACUGCGAGCUUGGCAUUGGAAGCGAAAGAAGCUCGCGAGUGUAAUUAACAUACUUGCUAUGGCGCUGUACAGCCUGUUUGGUGUGCCGAAUGACAACCUCACAAUCCUACGUGCUGGAUGUUUCCGCUACUUUGAAUGUGGGGGAGAUUGUGUUCGAGGUCCGAUCAGCUUGCUCGGUGGACUUGCUCCCGAUCCAAUGCUCCUCGUGUACCACUUCUUCGCUGUUGCCGUAUACAGUGUUCGGUUGAUGUUCCGUGGCGACCUCUACGCGACGGGGGGCGAGAAGUCUCAGGUACAACGUCCCCCUCUGACUACGUGGCCACUGCUAUGUGUUCGUGCACUGGUUGUAAUGGCAUAUGCAUGCUACGUGAUUUUCCCUAUCAUUUACACGGAAAUUCGCACGAAUAUCGCUACGAAUCAAAGAGCUUGGUUAUGGCCCAGCUGCCUCGCCCUUGGUGUUGCUGUGGUCGCCUUGGGCGCGUCGCGUUACGUGACGUGA